ACAGCCAAAUGGAACAUAGGUGAAUUUUGUGAACAGAAAAGGCUCAUCACUCCACUGGUUCUUCCAGUGAAGCAAGUUGCCUUCCUCCAUGCUGUGUUGAGGAAACACAGGCUGCCCCAGUAACUGAGGCCUUCCUUGUCUAUGGUGUUCAGACUACAUUUUCUGGGAAACUACCAUGGGAAGGAAAAUUGCAUCUCCCCUCUCCUCCUCCUCUCCUAUCCCUGGAAAGCAUAUUCUGUUGUUUGUGAAAGGGCUGCUUUCAUGGGUAACUCACGCCACAUUGUGUUCUUGAGGCUUCCAGAAGACAUCCUAUAAAUCCAGCCAGAUGAGGUCCUAUAUUACGUGAGAUACUUAGCACAGGCCACCACUGAGAAUCGGCAGAUAGGCAGCCAGCUGCACGUCCUAUAUUGAAAUGCAGUUGUUCAGGUUACUACAGCAUUGCUUUGAGGAUAUGUAGUUUAUAGAAAAAGACGUCAACUUUCUUCGCCCCGCAAACAGCAGUCCCCAGCAACCUACAGUGUGCUCAUUCUCAUGGGUCAAAAGGCUUGGAUAGAGAAGACCUUUUCAAAAAGAGAAUGCAUCUAUGUAAUUGCUAACAACAAAGACAUUAGCAGGUGCUGCUGUGGCCAGCUCAUUAAUCAACAUAUUCCACCUCCUCCAAGUAUAACAGCGAAUAAAAAUGGAGAAGAAACAAAGCAAGUGGAAGCUCAGCCAGAGAAAUGGUCUGUCAGUAAACACACCCAAACAUACCCAACUGAUGCCUAUGGAAACCUUGAAUUCCAGGGAGGAGGACAUUCAAAUAAGGCCAUGUAUAUCCGCGUGUCAUAUGACACUAAACCAGAUUCUCUGCUGCAUCUCAUGGUGAAAGACUGGCAACUGGAACUGCCCAAACUCUUAAUCUCUGUCCAUGGAGGCCUCCAGAACUUUGAAAUGCAACCUAAAUUAAAGCAAGUGUUUGGAAAAGGUCUGAUAAAGGCUGCCAUGACCACAGGCGCUUGGAUUUUCACUGGAGGUGUUAGUACAGGUGUCAUUCGUCAUGUGGGAGAUGCCUUGAAAGAUCAUUCUUCCAAAUCCAGAGGACGAAUAUGUGCCAUAGGAAUUGCACCGUGGGGCAUUGUAGAAAACAAGGAAGAUCUGAUAGGAAAAGAUGUAACACGGGUUUACCAAACAAUGUCAAACCCUCUAAGUAAGCUCUCUGUGCUCAACAGUUCCCAUACCCACUUCAUUCUGGCAGACAAUGGUACGCUAGGUAAAUAUGGAGCUGAAGUAAAGUUACGACGUCAGUUGGAAAAACACAUUUCCCUCCAGAAAAUUAACACACGGCUAGGACAAGGUGUUCCUGUAGUUGGGCUCAUAGUGGAAGGGGGUCCCAACGUGAUCUCCAUCGUCUUAGAGUGUCUACGAGAAGAACCCCCUCUCCCUGUUGUGAUAUGUGAUGGUAGCGGACGAGCAUCAGAUAUUCUGUCAUUUGCACACAAGUAUUCAGAAGAAGGAGGGAUAAUAAGUGAAUCCCUUAGGGACCAGCUUCUAGUUACCAUCCAGAAAACCUUUAACUACAACAGGAAUCAAGCUCAUCAACUGUUCAUCAUUCUUAUGGAGUGCAUGAAAAAAAAAGAACUUAUUACUGUGUUCCGCAUGGGAUCUGAAGGGCAGCAGGACAUUGAGAUGUCUAUCUUAACUGCUCUCCUCAAAGGUACCAAUGCAUCUGCUCCAGACCAGCUCAGCUUGGCUUUGGCCUGGAAUCGUGUAGACAUUGCACGCAGCCAAAUCUUUGUCUUUGGACACCACUGGCCACCUUUAGGAAGCCUUACAGCUCCUGAUGGUACAGCUCCUGAGAAGGAAAAGAAAUCUCCAGCAGCUCAGACUAAAGCAGCCAGAGGGAAAGGAAAAGGGAAGAAAAAGGGAGGAAAAGGAAAAGAAGAGCCGGAAGAAGAAACAGACCCAAGAAAGCUUGAACUCCUGAACUGGGUGAAUUCCCUGGAGCAGGCUAUGCUGGAUGCACUGGUUCUGGAUCGAGUGGACUUUGUGAAACUACUUAUUGAGAAUGGAGUGAACAUGCAGCACUUCCUCACUAUCCCUCGACUGGAAGAACUUUAUAAUACUAGAUUGGGUCCACCAAAUACGCUGCAUUUGCUGGUCAGAGAUGUGAAAAAGGGAAAUCUUCCACCAGAUUAUCAUAUCAGCCUAAUAGAUAUUGGUCUUGUACUUGAAUAUCUCAUGGGUGGAGCUUAUCGCUGCAACUAUACUCGAAAAAGUUUUCGGACUCUUUAUAAUAAUUUAUUUGGACCAAAAAGGCCAAAAGCUCUUAAACUACUAGGAAUGGAGGAUGAUGAGCCUCCCACCAAAGGGAAGAAGAAGAAGAAGAAAAAGGAGGAAGAGAUUGAUAUUGAUGUGGAUGACCCAGAAGUCAGCCGCUUUCAGUAUCCCUUUCAUGAACUGAUGGUAUGGGCUGUGCUGAUGAAACGGCAAAAGAUGGCACUCUUCCUUUGGCAGCGAGGGGAGGAAACCAUGGCCAAGGCACUUGUGGCCUGUAAACUGUACAAGUCUAUGGCCCAUGAGUCUUCUGAGAGUGAGCUGGUGGACGACAUCUCUCAGGAUCUGGACAACAACUCAAAAGAUUUUGGCCAGCUGGCUGUUGAACUCUUGGAUCAGUCCUAUAAACAUGAUGAGCAGAUUGCCAUGAAACUACUGACCUACGAACUGAAAAACUGGAGUAAUUCUACCUGCCUGAAAUUGGCUGUGGCAGCUAAACACAGGGACUUCAUUGCUCACACGUGCAGCCAGAUGCUCUUAACAGAUAUGUGGAUGGGGCGACUACGCAUGCGGAAAAACCCAGGCCUUAAGGUUAUAAUGGGGAUUCUCUUUCCUCCCACCAUCCUUUUCCUAGAGUUUCGGAGUUAUGAUGAUUAUUCUUACCAGACAUCAAGAGAAAAUGAGGAAGGCAGAGAAAAGGAGGAGGAAAAUGUGGAUGCAAAUGUGGAUACAGGCUCCCGAAAAGGAGAUGAAGAGAAUGGAAAUAAAAAACAAAAGAGCCUUCCAAUUGGAACAAAAAUCUAUGAAUUCUAUAAUGCGCCUAUUGUCAAAUUUUGGUUCUACACAAUAUCAUAUCUCGGUUACUUGAUGCUAUUUAAUUAUAUCAUCUUGGUGCGGAUGGAACGGUGGCCAUCAGUCCAGGAAUGGAUUGUCAUCUCCUACAUUGUGACGUUGGCUUUAGAGAAAGUGAGAGAGAUUCUGAUGUCAGAGCCUGGCAAGCUGAGCCAAAAAGUGAAAGUUUGGCUCCAGGAAUACUGGAAUAUUACUGACCUGGUGGCUAUUUCAGUAUUUAUGAUAGGAGCAAUUCUUCGCCUACAGAACCAGCCUUACAUGGGUUAUGGAAGAGUGAUUUACUGCGUAGACAUAAUUUUCUGGUACAUUAGAGUACUAGAUAUCUUUGGUGUGAACAAAUAUCUGGGACCUUACGUCAUGAUGAUUGGAAAGAUGAUGAUUGACAUGCUCUACUUUGUGGUCAUCAUGCUUGUGGUUCUGAUGAGUUUUGGAGUAGCCCGCCAAGCUAUCCUGCACCCAGAUGAGGAGCCUUCUUGGAGACUAGCUCGCAACAUCUUCUAUAUGCCCUACUGGAUGAUCUACGGAGAGGUGUUCGCAGACCAGAUAGACCUCUACGCCAUGGAAAUUAAUCCUCCUUGUGGGGACAAUCUUUACGAUGAUGAUGGUAAACGCCUCCCUCCAUGUAUACCAGGGGCCUGGCUCACUCCUGCUAUUAUGGCCUGUUACCUCUUGGUAGCAAAUAUCCUGUUGGUAAACCUGCUGAUUGCUGUCUUCAACAAUACCUUCUUUGAGGUAAAAUCAAUAUCCAACCAAGUCUGGAAGUUCCAGCGGUACCAGCUGAUAAUGACAUUCCAUGACAGACCUGUCCUCCCACCGCCGAUGAUUAUCUUCAGUCACAUCUACAUAAUCAUCAAGCGAAUCUGCUGUCGCUGCAAGAAGGGCGAAGGAGAUCAGGAUGAGCGUGACAGGGGACUGAAGUUAUUUCUGAAUGAUGAAGAGCUAAAAAAACUGUAUGAGUUUGAAGAGCAGUGUGUAGAAGAAUACUUCCAGGAAAAAGAGGAUGAGCAGCAAUCAUCUAAUGAUGAACGCAUCAGAGUAACCUCUGAAAGAGUUGAAAAUAUGUCUAUGCGGCUUGAAGAAGUGAAUGAAAGAGAACAUUUCAUGAAAGCUUCUCUUCAAACAGUCGACCUUCGACUCUCUCAGUUGGAAGAACUAUCUGGUCGGAUGGUGAAUGCUCUUGAGAAGCUGGCAGGUAUUGACAAAUCUGAGCUGACAUAUACACGUUCACGGGCUUCGUCUGAGUGUGAUGCUGCAUAUCUCCUAAGGCAAAGCAGCAUUAACAGCUCUGAUGGCUACAGCAUGUACAGAUACCAUGUCGGUGGUGAUGAGUUAACAUACGAUGACACUGCCACUCCUAUGUCACCAGCCAUGGGAUUGCGUAAAAAAGCCCAUUCUAUUGGUACCAAAGAAGAUGGAGCAGACCCACGGAUGCUGGUUCCAGAACACCACACCAGCCUCCAUUAUACUUCUAGUGCUAAUGCAGUCACCGCAGCAGAUUACAGUAAAUCUACAUUAGAAAUUGCACAGAAUGUUUCCAGACCCCAUUCUGGUUCAGGUGGGUUUGGUGAUGAAAAGCAGGGGAUUUUCAAGAGUGAUGGAAUGGUUCCUCGAAGUAUAAACCAGAUGGAUGCUGUUAAGAACAGACAAUCAGUACCAAGAUCAGAUUUUCAGAACACUCAGUUAAAAGUAGAACGUACCAAGUUAGAAGCAACCAUCUCUUAUCCCUUGGACAAAUCUAAAGCAAUGCGGUAUUUUCCUCCUGAAACAUUCAGUGCUUGUCAAACCACUAUGAUGAAGUCAAGGAGCUUUAUAUUUGCACAGGGUGGGAAGCUGGUUGGAGGAGUUAACAACUGGACCACAGAGUAUAGUACCAUCAUGGAUCAGGUGUGCCCUUCUACAAUUGAACAGUGGGCCACAGAGUGGAAAUAUGAAGUUGAACAGCAACUUUCUCAAGAACGUCCUCCAGAAUAUCCUGGUUUUACCUCUGACGCAGAAAGGCAAGCAGAGCGGAAACAGUUACAGGCAGACACAGACGAUGACAGUGAUGUUGGUGAAGCAGGUAUGAGUGCCUCUUACACCUCUAUGCCUGCCACUGCAAAGGCUGAGAAAGAGAAUUUACUAUCAGUAAAGCCAGAAAGGACUUCUGGGUUCCCAUCAGUACGAUCAAAGAGUUUGCACAGCCAUUCUCGGAAAGCCAAGUCUGUAAAGGACAAAUUAAAUAGACCAGGACAUGCCAGCAGCGUAACUAAUUUGGUAGUAGCAUUUGGCAGCGCAACAGAAGAACAGAAAGCUAAGCAAGAAAGUGCAUCCACGGAAACUGAAUGUUAAAGUGGCUUAUGACCCCUUUUAUUGACAGUCAAGAAAGCAGCAUGACUAAUUGAACAAAUUAUGGAUUUUUAAAUUAAUUUCUAAAGAAGAAUUUUGCAUAUAUUUGUUUCUUUUAAUUGUAAACUUAAUGGAUAUAUGUUCUGUUCUUAAAUGCUUGCUGGGUCAGGUGAAAGGGAGAUGUUCUUUCAGAGGCAGAUAAAAAGUAGGCAUAGUCCACAGAUGCCCAUGGUAUAGAUCUUUCUUUGUUCCAUUUCAACCUCUCUCAUAAGCUCAUUUACUGACAAGCUCUUUAUAAAAGCUCUUGAAAGAAGGACAAUACUAUCAUGUAAUAAUUUAGAAAAUGUUUUUUCUUCUUUUUUAUCAGAAGACUUCUUAAACUGAACAAUUUUUAUCCAGCCUUAGUUUUUAUCUUUACUUAUGCAGCUGGUUUCUUUGUGGCCAUUGUGUUUUUCAGAUCAAAACAAAAUUGUUGGAGGCAAGGAAAAAUUAUGCAGUCCCCUCUUUCACUUCCGAUUUCAUGCAUGCUUCUGAGAUCCUCAUUCAGAAAGGCACAGCAUAGCAGUUUUCAUCCACUAAAAUAGGUCUAAGUGGCAAAAUACAGUUGUGUUUGGAGAAACCUGACCCGGAAAGCCAUGUGUAGACAUAUUCUUGACCUGUCUUUGAACUUUAGUGACAUAAUCUUGCUUUCAGGAUCAUAUCUGUCCCCAUCCCAAAGCAUGCUGACAGCCUUAAACUGUUGAAGAACAGUGAUCAUUGUUUCAAAAUGUUUAGGGAGAUUUUAAGUCUAUGAAGUAUGUGUAGAUUUUAAUAACAUGAAUCCAAAAUCUGCAGUAAAGUUUUGUAUAAAUGGGAAUCCUUGUAGAGUAAGAAUCUGGCUUUUUUUUUUAAAUGCCUGCAAGGGAAAACAAAACAGGAAAGGUGUUCUGAUCAGGUGAGAUCAAAAUGUAGCCAAUCUGUGUUUGAAGCAAACCUACUGUGAUAAAUUCGUCUUUCAUUUUGCAAUUUCAUUAUGACAACACAUGAGGAACAAGGAACAGUUUCUAGGAGUCAGUCUAAACAAAAAACAAAUUUUCCAGAUAAGAAUAGAAAUUUCAUACAUUUUCUUGAGUAAAUUUCAAAAACAAAUGUCAAAGGGAAAAAAGUCUCUACAGCAGAAGUGUUUUAUAUCCAUUAAUGACUAAGACUGGAAAUCCACAUCUAUAGGUACAGUUUCCCAGCACACUUCUCUCAACAGUGGCAUUCUAAGUACUAGGUUUUGAUAGUUUUCUUCAUAAUAGUAUGUUAUUUGCCUCAUUCUUCUCUGUUACCUUUUAGGAAUUUUGUUUUCCCAAAUACUCGGUACCUCUCUUUGCAGGGGAUGCAUACCAUUGAACAGACAAGAAAGAAAAUGAGUUAAAGGCAUGUUACUUGUUCACAGAAUACUGGUCAAAAGUUUAUGCGUAACUUAUUAACCAUCAGGACUUAUUUAUAUACUAUUUUGAAAGGACAGAAUUUCUUUUUUUCCCCCACCAUCAGCUCCACGGUAUGUAGGUCUCAGUAUCCCCCUUGAUAAUGCUGCUUACAGCAUUUUGAAAUGCAGAGAUUGAUGGAACACUACAAAUGCAUUGAUAGCAUCACCUUUUUAUUGUUUGUAUUAUAUUUUCAUAAUCCAUCCAUACUUAUACCUUGAAGUACUGUUACCGUAGUGAAUGAUCACGGUAACUGCAUGGACAUUUCUGAAAGUUCAGUCGUCGUUUACUAUGGAUUUUUGCUGGUUUGGUCUUAUUAACAGGUUUACUGGUUUCACUGUUGUCAGGAUGGUGUUGACAUUUUGCUUUUCAUGUGGGCUUCUCUUUUAUUCAACUUUAGCGAACUUGACAUUUUCUAAAAACAGAAUGAUAUUUGAAAUUGUUUCACUUCCAUGUUUACUUCUGUGUUACCAUUCUAUGCAACUACAUAGCCAUUUUGUAUGUGUGGUUAAAAUAGCCUCCUAUUUGCCAAUGCCUUUUUAUUGUUUGCCUGCACACUCACCAGAAACUGAUUCAUUAACAAAC
This is a messenger RNA of Grus americana (Whooping crane), 7466 nucleotides long. RefSeq names its product transient receptor potential cation channel subfamily M member 1 (gene TRPM1). Gene Ontology annotation, molecular function: calcium channel activity. Lineage: Eukaryota; Metazoa; Chordata; Aves; Gruiformes; Gruidae. Gene Ontology annotation, biological process: calcium ion transport into cytosol; protein tetramerization. The record is from RefSeq and is a predicted model, not a curated record. The coding region runs from base 532 to 5433 and encodes 1633 amino acids. The transcript is spliced from 30 exons. Gene Ontology annotation, cellular component: membrane.